This is a messenger RNA of Rana temporaria (common frog), 1459 nucleotides long. RefSeq names its product sodium voltage-gated channel beta subunit 4 (gene SCN4B). NCBI's taxonomy places the organism in Eukaryota, Metazoa, Chordata, Amphibia, Anura, Ranidae. The record is from RefSeq and is a predicted model, not a curated record. Gene Ontology annotation, molecular function: transmembrane transporter binding; sodium channel regulator activity. The transcript has 6 exons. Bases 115 to 837 code for a protein of 240 amino acids. Gene Ontology annotation, cellular component: voltage-gated sodium channel complex; membrane. Gene Ontology annotation, biological process: regulation of sodium ion transmembrane transporter activity; cardiac muscle cell action potential involved in contraction; regulation of ventricular cardiac muscle cell membrane repolarization.
CGGGAUCUGCCGCUGGCCCCGCCCACAUUGGAACUGCAGUGCUGAGAAGUCAGCAGAAGUGUGUGUGUGUGACUGUGUGCACAUGGGAAGGAAGGAGACCAGAGGGGAGAGAAAAUGCAGCUGGGACCCCCUUGGCUCGGAGACGUCUCCUCUGAUAUCCGCGGUCCGCGGUGUCACCGGCAUUCAUGGCUUUUCAUCGUCAUCCUGGCUAUGCUACUUGCUCAUACCUGCUUCACACUAGAAGUAUCCGUAGGCAAAAACCCUCAUGUUAAAGCUCGGAAUGGAACGGAGAUCAACCUGCUUUGCAUAUUUACCACCUGCAUCGGGUUCGAGGAUGUGACCUUCAGAUGGGAAUACAGAUUCAAUGAAUCGUCAAAGCCAGAGGAACUUCAAAAGGGAACUCUGAAGAACAAGAAGUCAGCCCCUAAAAUCAUUGAAAUAAUGGACAAAAGUUUUCGCCAAUCUCGAGUUACUCUAGUACCCAGCAAUGAAACCAAAGAUUACAAUUUAACACUGCGAUUGAGCGAUGUGGAUUUUGAUGAUGCAGGAAGAUACACCUGUAUUGUGAAAAAUAAAAAGGAAAAAGAUACACAAAGCAAUGCUACAAUUUUUCUCACAGUAGUGGACAAGUUUGAAGUUGUGGAUAACACUUUGACUCUGAUUAUUGUGGCUGUUGUUGGGGGUGUUUUUGGAUUGCUCAUAUUAAUCCUUAUCAUCAAGAAGACAGUUAGUUUCAUCCUUAAGCGGAAUCGUGACAAAAAGAAAGACUGCCUUGUGAGUUCUUCAGUGAAUGAUAACACAGACAAUGCCUCAAAGCCAGAAAAGCCAAAAGCGUGACACUAUUUCCUGGGAAAUCACAGAACUGGCUGAAUGAAUGGACCAUGGACAGCACAGAGCCCUGGAAGUACAUGAAUUUGACAGAGAGGUCACGAUAUAUAACGAGGAUGAGCACUUUCUCCAUUGCAUAGUAAUUAUUUUAACUUGCAUAGCACAGUAAAAUACUGCCUCCUCUUAGAUCGUGAGAAAAUAAGCAGUUUAAUUGGUUAUAUGUAAAUGUAUGCUAAAUAGAGGCAUGUUGUUUCCCGAAACUCCAAAGCAAAAGGUGCAGUGUGUAAAAAUAAAUAAAAAAAUUCUCUCUACUUUUUUCUAUGCAUGGGGGGUUGGGGACAAGUGUAAAUAUAUAUGUACAUUUCAAUCUAAAGCACAUGUGUGCACAAAACAUGGAAAUAAGAGCAUUUAUAUAUAGCAUUUAUGAUGAACAAGUCUACUGCACUCUUGGACCGCUCACUUGGCACUUGCCACCUCCCAUAUAAUACUUCCCCAUGCAACAGAAAGCCUUUAAAAUUGUCUUGGCCUUAUAACUAAUGACUGUCUACACUGCGGUAACUGCCUGGGCAUUAUUGCUGCUUUCUCUAUGAAUGUAAUAAAUAAUAAUAAAAGUUGUUGCUGUAUUUAUUAA